This is a messenger RNA of Arabidopsis lyrata subsp. lyrata, 1517 nucleotides long. RefSeq lists its product as uncharacterized. The record is from RefSeq and is a predicted model, not a curated record. NCBI's taxonomy places the organism in Eukaryota, Viridiplantae, Streptophyta, Magnoliopsida, Brassicales, Brassicaceae. The coding region runs from base 25 to 1398 and encodes 457 amino acids. The transcript has 5 exons.
UGUAGCUAAGUUUAUUACUCGUUGAUGAUGGCGUGGCUUCUCCUUCUCGUCAUCACUCUCUUUUCUCUCUUUCUUUCACUCACAGAAAGUAUAAGCAUUGACUGUGGAACAACGGGAUCCUACGUGGACUCCAACAAUGUAACAUGGGUCGGAGAUAAUGGCUUCGUCACCACCGGCAAGCCCAUGAACAAUACGGACGUUGUCACAAAGCCAAUCAACACUCUCCGGUACUUCCCAACCGGUCAAACCAACUGCUACACCAACAUUCCGGUAACCAAAGGCCGGAAAAACCUCGUGAGGACGAAAUAUUACUACGAGAACUACGACGGGAAUUACUCGCCGCCAUCUUUUGACGUGAUUUACGAUGGAAAACACCGUGAUUCUAUUGAAAUUACUGAGUCAUCGGUCAACGACGAGGAGAGGUUCUAUUUCUCGGAGUUGAUAUUUGCUCCGGCGAAUGAGAAUAUCAGCGUUUGCUUCUUCCGUACGUCUCCGUCCCAUAACCCUUUUAUUUCUUCCAUUGAAGUUUACAGCUUCGAUACCGGCAUGUACGCCGAUCUUGGUCCCAACGAAGGUCUCAUUCUUCAAGAAAGAUAUACCUAUGGUGCUGAAGAGUCUAUAAGCUACCCGCUAGACCCUUAUGGUAGGCUAUGGUUACCGUCAGGUUCCGAAUACAGUCUCUCACUGACGGAUCUCAAGACCUCAGCUCCAUCAAUAGACAUCACCGGGGUCUCUAACAAGCCACCAGAGAUUGUUAUGUCAAAGGCAUUGUCAGGAGAUAGCUUAAUACUCUCCAACAUGGGUCUGAUCCCCUUAACCGGUCUACCGGUAUAUUUAGCUCUUUAUUUCUCUGAGCCUCAGAGUCUAGGUCGGACCCAGAGGCGGUCGUUCAACGUUUUUUUGGAUGACACAAAAGUGGGUUCACGUCCCAUCGUCCCGGUUUUUGGAAAAGCUACUCAAGUCAUUUUGAGAGAUGUAGUGGCCACCUCCGGAUCUCAGAUAGUCUUUCAGUCAACCGAUGAUUCGGUUCUGCCGCCCAUCAUCAAUGGUUUGGAGCUCUAUUCGAUAAGUAACAGCCGGGAUGGUGGAGGCGGAGGCGGAUCGAAACCACAAGCAAACAACGCAGUAGGAGGUGGGGCAAAAAACAAUGGAGGAAAGAAGAAGAAAAACAAAUUACCACUCAUUCUUGGUCUUACGUUCACCUUCGCGUUUGUAAUUUUCUCAUCAGCGGUUGGGGCAACUUUUUUGAGAAAGCGUCAAAUUGUGAAACUACAGUCUAACACAACACAAACCACGUCCGCAGGGAGUGGAUUAGGCACCGGGAUGUCGCCUCUAGUUGAACAACAAUUUGCCAGCGACGCAAAUGAUUCUUAUAUUGUUCAAGAUGAACGUCAUUGACAUGGACACUAAUUAUCGGCGAGCUAGAUUCAUGUGUUAUUAUCUUCCAUGUAUUUUCUUAUUUAUGAUUCUUUUUUAAUAAAUGAUAUUUAAUCUAUAUCCGACCAACAUUUGUUAUA